This is a messenger RNA of Cannabis sativa, 1398 nucleotides long. RefSeq lists its product as uncharacterized. Bases 1 to 1398 code for a protein of 465 amino acids. NCBI's taxonomy places the organism in Eukaryota, Viridiplantae, Streptophyta, Magnoliopsida, Rosales, Cannabaceae. The transcript has 2 exons. The record is from RefSeq and is a predicted model, not a curated record.
AUGAAAGUACCCGAUGGUUACUCGUCUAACAUCAAAAACUUGGUAAAUGAGACUGAAUUGAAACUAAUGGGUCUGAAAUCACAUGAUUGCCAUGCGUUAAUGCAACAUUUGCUUCCAAUUGCCAUUAGAUCAGUCUUGCCAAAAAAUGUUCAAGAGUGUUUGACACAUGUUUGCAUUUUCUUUAAUAAGUUGUGCGGGAAGGAAUUAGAAUUGGAUAAGUUAGAUGCAUUACAUGAACAUGUAGUCAAAACAUUAUGCAACCUGAAAAAGUUUUUUCUGCCAUCUUUUUUCGACAUCAUGAUAUAUUUAAUGGUUCAUCUAGUGAGAGAAGCAAUGUUGUGUGGGCCGGUAUGGGCGAGAUGGAUGUAUCCAUUUGAAAGAAAUAUGAAGGUACUUAAAAGUUAUGUGCGUAACCACUAUCGGCUAGAAGCAUGUAUGGUUGAGUGCUACAUAUCUGAAGAGGCUGUGGAAUUUUGUUUAGAGUACAUAGCUGGAGUUGAGGCAAUAGGAAUUAGCAAACCAAGAACUGACCCAGAUGAGGUUGAUAGAGGAUUAAGGGGGAAAGGGAAAAUGGUGACAGUGUCCAAGCUUGAACUAGAUCAAGCUCAAUUAGUCGUGAUGAACAAUAAUGCAGAGGUUCAACCAUAUAUAAUUGACAAUAUGGAGCUGUUAAAAUCAAUGGUUCCAAGAAAUCAUAAAAAUAAACAAAAAUGGGUUGUAGACCAACAUCGUCAAACUUUCAUUGGGUGGUUAAGGAAUACCAUUAUAGCAAAGUUGAACGAACCAAAUCAUGGAGUAUCUGGUGUGUUGAGUCGUAUUGCCACUGGACCAACUUUUGCGGUAGCAAAGCAUGAAGUGUACAUUGUAAGGGGUAAACGUUUCCAUACAAAGUCAAGAGAUGAUGCUCGAGAGGUUCAAAAUAGUGGCAUACGUAUCGUCUCAGAAACUAUGCACUUUGCAAGUGCAAAAGAUAGAAACCCUAUUUUAGGUACUAUGACGUAUUAUGGGGUCAUUGAAGAAAUAUGGGAGCUCAAUUAUUUUGUGUUCCGAAUUCCACUUUUUAAAUGUUCUUGGGUUGACAACAAUGUUAGAGUAAAAAAUGACGAGCUUGGUUUUACUUUGGUUGAUUUAAGUAAGAGAGGAAGCAAGAAUGAUCCAUUCAUCAUGGCUAGCCAAGCAGUUCAAAUUUUUUACAUUUCUGAUCCAGCUAAUGAUAAAUUGUCUAUUGUUUUAUCGACACUAGAGAGGAGGUUCUUAGAGAAUGAAGAGGAUGAAGAGAAUGCUGACUUAUGUUAUGAUGACUUCAUUGUUGGACAACCAAUUCAUGAGCAAGUUAUGGGAAUUGAUCGUAACCUUGAGGAAGACGACACUGAAUACAUUAGAAACGAUAUCAAUUAG